AUGCAAGCGUCAUUUUACCAGGUAAAAGCAUCAAUCAUCAGGUAUAAGCAUCAUUCACCAGGUACAAGCAUCAUUCACCAGACAUCAUUCAUCAGGUACAAACAUCAUUCACCAGGUACAACAUCGUUCACCAGGCUUAAGCAUCAUUCAUCAGAUAUAAGCAUCAUUCAUCAGGUACAACAUCGUUCACCAGGCUUAGGCAUCAUUCAUCAGAUACAAGCAUCAUUCAUCAGGUACAAACAUCAUUCACCAGGUUUAGGCAUCAUUCAUCAGAUACAAGCAUCAUUCAUCAGGUACAAACAUCAUUCACCAGGUUUAGGCAUCAUUCAUCAGAUACAAACAUCACUCACCAGGUUAAGGCAUCAUUCACCAGGUUUAGGCAUCAUUCAUCAGUUAUAUCAUUCAGCUGUAAGCAUCAUUCACCAAGUGUAA
This is a messenger RNA of Cercopithifilaria johnstoni, 432 nucleotides long. The record is from the annotation of a GenBank genome assembly. NCBI's taxonomy places the organism in Eukaryota, Metazoa, Nematoda, Chromadorea, Rhabditida, Onchocercidae.